Rotaria socialis is the source of this 1914-nucleotide messenger RNA. Lineage: Eukaryota; Metazoa; Rotifera; Eurotatoria; Philodinida; Philodinidae. The record is from the annotation of a GenBank genome assembly.
AUGACAUUAGCAAGUUCAAUACGUGCUCCACUUGAAUGGCCUAAUAUCGAUGUAUUUACUUUGGGUAAAUCAUGUCUUUAUGGUUAUGAUUCAGUAAAUCAUUGUCUUGUCGUUCAUUCUUUAAUACAAAUAAAUAAUUUAAAUGAUAUUUCCAUUGAUCAUCUUUAUCUUUCAUCAUCACCAACAUGGCCUAUUCGACGGUUAAGUCUAAAUGAAGAUGAAACUAUUUUGGCACUUUUAGCAGAGAAAAUUGUUUAUCUAGUUUAUUUACCACAACCAGAUAUAAAUAUCAAUGAUAAUUCAUCUUCAAAAGGAUCUUGUCUAUGUCCAAUAGUUCGUGUUCCUCCAUUAGUGUCAUCUUCACAAACAAUAAGUUGUUCUCUAAUAGAUUUUGUUUGGCUAAAUUUAAAUCAUUUUCUUAUUGUCUAUACAAUUCCAUCAUCAUCUGAAUGUUAUCUUUAUAAAGUUCAAUCAUUAAAACAAAUUGGAAUCGUACAUCUUCAUACAUAUUCAGUUGGAUCAUGUUCAACAAAUAAAUUUCGAACACCAAAUAAAAAAAUCUCUCUUCAUCAACCGUCAGAUAUUAUUAAAUUAGAUGUCACAACAAGAAAAGAACAGCAUUCACAAUUGAUUCUUGUAAUUGCAAUGAAAACUGAUGGUGAUAUUUUUAUAUUAGAAAUUGAUGAAAAUCAACUUCAAUCAAAUGAUAAUAACAAAAUCUUUGAAGAAUUUCACGGUCCUAUUUGUAUUCUUCCAACAACAUUUAAUAAUUAUGGGGCUGAUCAUGGUCAAUCGACAUUUAUCUGCUUAUCGAAUUCUAUGUAUCCUCUUGUUGUAAUUACACGUGAUAAAUGUCAAAUGAAUCAAUGUGUUAUAUUAUCUCCAUCAUCAAAUCAAUAUUAUUUAUUUACGAUUGAUUUAAUUUGUUUACCAAUAAAUCAAAAUGGACAAAUGAUCACAUCCAUAAUUCGAGAUCCAUUUUAUUCGAAUAGAUAUUUUAUUUCAGAUUCAUCGGCAAAUGUUUAUUUAAUUGAAAUAUCAUGGAUUAAUCAAAUUCAACAAGGAUUAAAACAAGUUCAGUCAACACAUAUUCAACAUUUAAUUACUGAGACAAAUUCAACUUGCAAAAUAACCAAUAAAAUUGAACAAAUGGGCUUAAUACAAACAAAUAAUAAUGAAAAAUACUUGACAAUUAUUGCUAAAUCACAAACAAAUCAAAAAAAGGAAUUAAUUUUUGUUCGUUUACAACCAACAGAAUCUAUUGAAAAUGCAUUGUUCUUAUACAAAUCAGAAACAUCAACAUUCUCAUCGGAAUUUGUUGAUCGUAUUCGUUCAUUGCUUUCACGUGAACAAUCGAUUCCUUUUAUAACACUUUCAACAUCAUCAAUAAAUAUUUCUGAUUCAGAUUUUGAAAGAAAUCUUUUACAAUUCAUUAAAAUUUUGACUGAGCAAUAUAUUGACAAACAAGAAAAUGUUCGGAAAGAACUUGAAAAUAAACGAGUUUAUUUAGUUGAUUUUCAACAAACUGAAUUCAAUCAAACUAGAAACCUCAAUGAAAAAUUUCAACUUAUUCAAAAACGAUUUCAAACGUUGACUGAACAAUAUCAACAAGAAUAUUCUCGUCGAAAACGUCUUUCAUCACAUGUUAAUGAUCUUUUAUCUGUAAUUGAACAAAGUACACCAGUUCUAUCAGAUGCUGAAAUACGAAUGGAAAAACAAUUAGAAACAUAUAAAAUGCAAAUCAAUUGUCUCAAACAUAAUAUUCAACGUGUGCAACAAUUCAUAUUAUCAAACCAAAAUCAAGAAUUAUUUGACAAUUUACCGAUGGAAAAUUUUCAAAAUGUUGUUCAAACUCAUCGAAAUCAUAUUGAUCAAAUAAGAAAACAAAUACAAUCUGUUCAAACUAAUACAUAA